This is a messenger RNA of Triticum turgidum subsp. durum (durum wheat), 1485 nucleotides long. Lineage: Eukaryota; Viridiplantae; Streptophyta; Magnoliopsida; Poales; Poaceae. The record is from the annotation of a GenBank genome assembly.
AUGUCGGCGACGUGCGCGGCGGACCUGGGGCCGCUGCUGGGGGCGGCGGCGGCGAACGCCACGGACUACCUGUGCAACAGGUUCGCCGACACCACGUCCGCGGUGGACUCCACCUACCUGCUCUUCUCGGCCUACCUCGUCUUCGCCAUGCAGCUCGGCUUCGCCAUGCUCUGCGCCGGCUCCGUCCGGGCCAAGAACACCAUGAACAUCAUGCUCACCAACGUGCUCGACGCCGCCGCCGGCGCGCUCUUCUACUACCUCUUCGGCUUCGCCUUCGCCUUCGGGACGCCGUCGAACGGCUUCAUCGGGAAGCACUUCUUCGGCCUCAAGGACAUGCCGCAGACCGGCUUCGACUACAGCUUCUUCCUCUUCCAGUGGGCCUUCGCCAUCGCCGCCGCCGGCAUCACCUCCGGCUCCAUCGCCGAGAGGACGCAGUUCGUCGCGUAUCUCAUCUACUCGGCCUUCCUUACGGGAUUCGUCUACCCGGUCGUGUCCCACUGGAUCUGGUCCGUCGACGGCUGGGCCUCCGCGGCCCGCACGUCCGGCCCGCUGCUCUUCAAGUCCGGCGUGAUCGACUUCGCCGGCUCCGGCGUCGUGCACAUGGUCGGCGGCAUCGCCGGCUUCUGGGGCGCGCUCAUCGAGGGCCCCCGCAUCGGCCGGUUCGACCACGCCGGCCGCUCGGUGGCGCUCAAGGGCCACAGCGCGUCGCUCGUCGUGCUGGGGACCUUCCUGCUCUGGUUCGGCUGGUACGGGUUCAACCCGGGGUCCUUCGUCACCAUCCUCAAGUCGUACGGCCCGCCCGGGAGCAUCAACGGGCAGUGGUCGGGCGUGGGCCGCACCGCCGUGACGACGACGCUGGCGGGCAGCGUGGCGGCGCUCACGACGCUGUUCGGGAAGCGGCUCCAGACGGGGCACUGGAACGUGGUGGACGUCUGCAACGGCCUGCUCGGCGGGUUCGCGGCCAUCACCGCCGGGUGCAGCGUGGUCGACCCGUGGGCCGCCGUCAUCUGCGGCUUCGUCUCCGCCUGGGUGCUCAUCGGGCUCAACGCGCUCGCCGGCCGCCUCAAGUACGACGACCCGCUGGAGGCGGCGCAGCUGCACGGCGGCUGCGGCGCGUGGGGGAUCAUCUUCACGGCGCUGUUCGCCAAGAAGCAGUACGUGGAGGAGAUCUACGGCGCCGGCAGGCCGUACGGGCUGUUCCUGGGCGGCGGCGGGCGGCUGCUGGCGGCGCACAUCGUGCAGAUCCUCGUCAUCGCCGGCUUCGUGAGCUGCACCAUGGGCCCGCUCUUCUUGGCGCUCAAGAAGCUGGGCCUGCUCCGCAUCUCGGCCGAGGACGAGAUGGCCGGCAUGGACCUGACCCGGCACGGUGGGUUCGCCUACGUCUACCACGACGACGACGAGCACGACAAGUCGGUCGGCGGCUUCAUGCUCAGGUCGGCGCAGACCCGCGUCGAGCCGGCGGCGGCGGCGAACAGCCAGGUCUAA